Boleophthalmus pectinirostris (great blue-spotted mudskipper) is the source of this 5170-nucleotide messenger RNA. Its product is annotated as adenylate cyclase type 2-like. Lineage: Eukaryota; Metazoa; Chordata; Actinopteri; Gobiiformes; Gobiidae. The coding region runs from base 25 to 3042 and encodes 1005 amino acids. The record is from RefSeq and is a predicted model, not a curated record. Gene Ontology annotation, biological process: cAMP biosynthetic process; intracellular signal transduction; adenylate cyclase-inhibiting G protein-coupled receptor signaling pathway. Gene Ontology annotation, cellular component: plasma membrane. The transcript is spliced from 25 exons. Gene Ontology annotation, molecular function: adenylate cyclase activity.
UGGUGAUUAAUUAGGGUGUUCUGAAUGCAUAAGAGUCCCGAUGUGCAUGUGGGUGCCUUGUCUGUGGUCUGUAUAGUCUUGUGUCUGAGCACACUGCUGCUGGUGUGUUUACCCUGGCUGGCCACAGUGAGGCGCUGUGGAGGAGCCCUGGCCCUGUUUGUUUGGAGCACCCUCUUCAUCAUCGCUGUGGUCUUCAUCUUCACCGGGGGACCAGUCACCGCAUGGGAACAGGUGGCGUUCUUCCUCUUCCUGUCGUUCAGUGUGUACUCAGUCCUCCCUCUAUCUUUGGCCUGGGCUCUGAUGGUUGGAAUCUUCACCAGUGUGGCUCACAUCAUCAUCAUCAGUGUUUAUGUCCCAGUGACCAGCCCCCAUAUGCCAGACCUCGCUGUGCAGCUGGUGGCCAAUGCCCUCCUCUUCUUGUGUAUAAACUGUGUUGGAAGUUACCACUUGUGGGCGACAGAGCAUGACCUCCGAAAGUCCAACCAGAAAAGAGAAGAGUUCAGCGCCAUUCGCUCACAGAAGGAAGUCCAGAAAUACCAACAGGAGCAGCUUCUUCUCUCUGUUUUGCCUCGGUAUUUGGCGAAAGAGCUGAAGGCCGAGGUGAUCAGCCGUUUGUGCAAACCGGAGUCCAGAGGUCAGCCUGCAGCAGAAGAUAAAAACAACUCUCUCUUCCACAGUCUCUACAUCAGACAGCACAGGGACGUCAGUAUCCUGUACGCUGACAUUGUGGGCUUCACCAAACUGGCCAGUACGUGCACCCCGGAGGAGCUGGUGGCUGUACUCAACAAACUUUUUGGACGAUUUGACGACAUUGCAAAGAAAAAUGGCUGCCUGCGCAUUAAAAUCCUGGGUGACUGUUACUACUGCGUCUCUGGUUUACCUGAUCCAAUUCCAACUCAUGCCAAGAACUGUGUACAGAUGGGACUGGACAUGUGCACAGCUAUUGGUAAAUUGCGCGAGGCGACAGGCGUGGACAUAAACAUGCGUGUGGGUGUGCACACGGGGAGCGUUCUGUCUGGAGUCAUUGGGCUCCAAAAGUGGCAGUAUGAUGUCUGGUCACAUGAUGUCACUCUGGCCAAUCACAUGGAGUCAGGCGGCCUUCCCGGUCGUGUGCACAUCACAGAGGACACACUCAUGCAUCUGGACGGAGCGUACCUGGUGGAGCCUGGUAAUGGCGCGACCAGAGAUCCCCUCCUCCAGGGCAGAAUAACCUACCUCGUCAUCGACCCCGAGAAACCACAAGGCGUUCCACGCAGGCACAAACUGGGGGCAAAGCUAACGGCAGAGGGCCAGCGUCAGAGAGCCUCCGUGCGGAUGUCUCAGUAUCUCCAGUCUUGGCAGACCAUCCACCCGUUUGCUGAACUCAGCAACCCUGAUGCCAAGCCCUCCAAAAAGCAUCUUCUCCGGAGAUACAUGGGGCUGAACCACCCCCACCAACCACAAGAAAAAGGCCCCUAUCAGAAUGACCCCUCUGGACGACUUGUUGUCAGUGAUGCAGUUCGAAGUUCACUGGAUCCAGUUGACACGGCAAGGUGGAGAAAGAAGAAGUUGAAUUGCUUAACUCUGCUGUUUAACGAUUUGACUCUGGAGAGAAAGUUUCGGUUGUCAGAAGUUCAGGGUUUGCACAGAUCCAUGACAGUUUUGGCUGUGAUCUUUGUCACUCUUUUCGCCGUUCAGAUGCUCGUCUCUGUAAAAAACUUCCAGAUGGGUAUUUCCUAUGGAGUCACUUUCCCUGUUUUAGUUUUGCUUCUGUCCAUCACAUUCAUAGCAUAUUUAAAGAAAUGGCGUACAAAGUUGCCGAUGAGUCUUCACUGGGUUUAUAGUUUUCCAACCGGAGUUUCGAUUCAAGCUGCUCUUCGUCUGUUUGUGAUCAUUCUGUGUGUCCUCAUCACCCUCACUAUGGGAAUCCUCAAUUAUUUUUUCCAACCAGGAGACAACUGUGGCUCCAUCACCAACAUCACUGAGCUGCAGGGACUCAGGCUCUACACAGGACCGUAUUAUCUGUACUGCUGUCUGCUGGCCAUGCUGGGGGUGGUGGUUUUCGUCAAGACCUGUAUGUCCGUCAAGGUGCUAUUGCUAACGUUAGCGGUGGUCGUGUAUCUGGCCCUGUUUCUUCACGUUUACGAGCCGAGAUCUGUCUGCCUCGUCAACCUGAUCUACAACGGCACGCACAAGCCGGGAAUCCUCAAAGACCCUCAGAUCAUGUCUGGAGUUUGGCUUGUCAUCUUCUACAUUGUGGGGUUCAUUUUAGCCAGACAGGAUGAGCUGAACUGCCGCGUGGACUUCCUGUUGGAGCACUGUUUUUGUUUGGAGCGAGAGGAGAUGGAGACUAUGGAAAACGUGAACAAACUUCUACUCCAGAACGUCCUCCCGCUGCACGUAGCCUCAGUGUUCAUGGGAAAAAACGUCAGAAACCAGGACCUGUACAGCCAAUCGUACGAGAGUGUGUGUGUGAUGUUUGCCUCCGUACCCCAGUUUAAAGAGUUUUAUAACGAAAGCAGCGUCAGUAAAGAGGGGCUGGAGUGUCUGCGCUUCCUCAACGAAAUCAUCUCCGACUUUGACGAGCUAUUGUCCAAACCAAAGUUCAGUUCAGUGGAAAAGAUUAAAACCAUCGGGAGUACGUACAUGGCUGCAGCCGGUCUCACUGCCCCUGGAGAGGAGAGGAAGGACCAGUCUGAGCUGCUGUCCUCCCAUGUGAGAGCCAUGGUGGAGUUCGCCUUCGCUAUAAUGGGGAAACUAGAGGCCAUCAACACUCACUCUUUCCAAAGCUUCAAACUCAGGAUAGGUAUAAACCAUGGUCCGGUGAUAGCAGGGGUCAUAGGAGCUCACAAACCACAAUACGACAUUUGGGGAAACACUGUGAAUGUGGCCAGUCGAAUGGACAGCACCGGAGUCCUGGACAAAAUACAGGUGACUGAGGAGACACAGCAAAAGGUGGAGAGCAUUGGAUACAGCUGCACUUUACGAGGAGUUGUGAACGUGAAAGGAAAAGGAGAACUGACUACGUACUUUAUCAAUACAGACCACAGUGGAUCAAUAUGAAAAUGAAUCAAUAUGAAGCCUGCACCCUGCCAUUGCUACUACUAUUGUGUGAAAUACUAUUAGGUUUAAAGGAACUGUAUGUAACGUGCCCUCUUGAACCUAUGUCCCCAGAGUCUUAACCUGCAGAUAGAGGACACAUACAAGUUUAUUUUAAAUUUUACAUCAUAUCAAUUGUUUUUUUAUUUUUUAUUUUUUUAUUAUUAAGAAUAAAUCUGAAUUAAUGUUGUUAUCAGUAAAAGCUAUAUUUGACUUGAACAUGUUUACCUCGUAUCUGGGGACACAGUUAUGUUUUUAUGGAAUUUGAAAUAGAAAUCUCACAUACAGUUCCUUUAACUCAGGAUUUAUGAAGAAGACUGUCUACAACAACUUCUACUGUGACCACUAAUAUCAGCUUUAACUCUUAAUGUGAAGUAAAUGUCAUCCAAUGCACUGCUACAACUAUAACUAGAAGAACUGCCAUUUAGAACUAGAAAAGCACUCAGAGAGCGCAGACCUCCGCCAAGGACUACCCCCAUUUUUUAUAUAAAUUGCGAUAAAAUCAGUCUUCUGGAUCAGAUCCGGAUCAGCCUUUGGAAUAUGAAAGAGGAUCCCAUUGUCCAUCCCUGAGUCAAAUUUCAUGGGGUUUGGUCAAUAAUUAACCGAGAUAUUGAGAAACAAAAUUUUUGGCCCCAUUUACCACAAUGUUAACUAAAAUUUCAAAGUGAUCCAGAAUCCAGGAUUUCUUCCAGAUCACCCCCAAAAUGAAAUAAGUUCUUCCUUUUCACAUUUCCAACAAAUCCUGAAAAUUUCAUCAAAAUCGGCCCAUAACUUUUUGAGUUAUGUUGCUAACAGACAAACAAACAAACAAACAAACAAACAGACAAACGCCGGCAAAAACAUAACCUCCUUGGCAGAGGUAAUAAAUAGAACAGGCUACAGUUAAAGGUGCACCAUGUAACUUUUUGGUUGGGGUCCGUCACCUGCUUGUUUCUAUGGAUUCUGACUGUGUGCGAGGUCUCCUAUCCACUGAUCUGACCUGUAACUUGGUCUGGUUUCGUCUUCAUGCUGAUAGAAAGGUUUAAUGCCAUACUGUGAAAAAGUCCAUACAAAGCAAUAACAUCUUUAUGAAGAAAAGCAUUUGACGGAUCCUCCACAAAAAAAGUUACAUGAUGUACCUUUAAACCAUUAUUAAUACUGAAAAACAAAUUUUAUUUUGAGUUUCCAGUUUCCAAUUUGGGAUAGACUGACAACACGGUUACUCAUGAUCUACAUACUUACAUACGUGGGUGAAGUGUCUUGCCCAAAGACUCAAAGACUGCAUGCAGAAAACAAGCAUACUAUUAUCACAAAAAAUAAUGAAACAUAUUCCCCAUUACAUUUUUUUACACUUGCUUUACAUUUUCUUAAAUGUAAACUUGACAGAAUUUGCACUCUUAAGUCACAAAAUAUUUCAGAAUGUUUAAACAAUCUCAGUGUACAAAACUUGAAAGAUAUGACACUUUAUAAUACUGUAAUGCAUAUAAUGAAGUCUAUUUUGUUGGAUUCCUUGCUUUACUAAUUUAUUGCGAUUUUAAAGGUCCUAUAUUAUGCAAAAUGGACUCUUGUGAGCUUUAAGCCAUGUUAUAACAUUACCUCAUCAAAAAUGUACCUGGAGUUGUGUUUUGUUUCAUUCACACAUGUUUGUGUAACUUUAUUGUUAGUCUGUCUACAUUUCCAAAGAUCAAAAUGCUCUGUUCCACCUUGUGAUGUCAUGAAGCUGUAUUUUUCAAGUUAACCUUUUUAUUUUUAAGUAGAGAUUGGCAUACAGCUUCUAGUGAAGGUGUAUGGAGUUUAAAAACACAGUGGCGCACUUCCUGUAUCACCACAUUACAUCACAAGGUGUAACAGUGUUUUCCAUUUGAGAGAAGAACUCAUCUUAAAUAUGAAGUACUUGUGUGUUAAGCAUUAUGUGAAUGAGUCAAAACACAUGAUGAGGAAACAGCAUUAUAACGUAGUUCAGAAAAUAGCGUAAUAUGGGCCCGUUAAAUGGUACGAAAGGUAAUGUUGAAGAAUGUAUAUAAAACUAAAGAUUGUACAUAUUUAUUUUGAAAUCUAUGUUUGCAAUUUUUGUAAAUACUUAUAUAGUAAAUAAAUAUAGUUUUUAAAUGUU